CAUCAGUAAAGAUAAUUCCUUCAUAAAUGUUCCCCUUUUUGAUUUCUGUAAAUUUUUGAAUAGGCCUAAGCCUUAAAAUUAAAGAACACCACUAAAAAUUUGAAGUCAUAUUGAUUCUGCAUGUUAUUGUUCGAUUUAUCAGGAUUUUUCUAAGGAUUCGUGAUCAGAUUAGUACUUCAUAUUAACCAUGAAUGGGUUUAUUGCUGUUCACUGUGGUGCAGGCUACCACAGUGAGUCUCUAAAAAAGGACUACCAAAAAACAUGUUUUGUAGCUUGCAGAAAAGCUGCAGAGAUACUCUCACAGGGAGGAAAUGCUGUUGAUGCUGUAGAAAAAGCCAUUAUAGAGCUUGAAAACAGCCCCCUCACCAAUGCUGGAUAUGGUUCCAACUUAAGCUGGAAUGGAUUAGUUGAGUGUGAUGCUUCCAUUAUGAAUGGGCAAACAUUACAUUUUGGUGCUUGUGGUGCUGUAUCAAAUGUUUGGAACCCAAUAUCUCUGGCAAAACAAUUAUGUAUGAAGCAAUGUGAAAGCUUGUCACUAGGUCGCAUACCCCCAUGCAUUCUCACCGGGCGAGGAGCUAGGAGCUGGGCCGAAAGGAUGGGCUUACAAAUUGUCGACGAUAGCAAGAUGGUCUCAGCCAAAGCAUUUCGCAAUUACAAACACUCCAAAAGAAAGUUGAAAAGAUACUCACUGCAAAAUGACUUAAAAUUCAGUCCUCUAGACACAGUGGGAGCUAUAUGUGUCGAUUCUAAUGGAAUAGUGGCAUCGGGGGCUAGCUCAGGUGGAGUUUCCUUGAAGCAUGAAGGUAGAGUAGGUCAAGCUGCCUCAUUCGGCAGCGGAGUCUGGGCUGUUAUGAGCAGAGAUGGUGCUAAGCCAUCGGUAGCGGCCUGCACAUCGGGCUGUGGGGAGCAUCUCAUUAGAACACAAUUGGCCAAAAAUACUGCAGAGAGCCUACUAGAAACGUCCCCAGUGCUAGGCCUCGAUAAAUGUUUGCAAGAUAACUUUUUGAAGUCACCAUUUCUUUGGGAUGUUUCUGAAAGACUUGGUGGUACAUUGGGACUGGUAUUUAAUUCUGAUGUUGGAGAUGGAGAACUCUUAUGGGGUCAUACAACAAAAACAAUGUGCAUUGGCUAUAUGUCAACAGAAACAGCAAAACCAAAGUGUGUUAUAUCUUAUUUGCCACCAAGAGUCAAUUCGGGACAGAAAGCUGUAGUUUCAGGGUUGCCAUUCAAAAUUACGAUGACACCAUGUCCAGUAUUACAAUGGGACAUAAAGACUGACCUUCCGAAUGGAUCUCACUAGUUUUAAGUCAUUUAUUUAUUAGAAACAAUAUUAUGUAAAAGAAAAAUAA
Messenger RNA from Aricia agestis (brown argus), 1349 nucleotides. It is a transcript of the gene Tasp1, whose product is annotated as threonine aspartase 1. The transcript is spliced from 5 exons. NCBI's taxonomy places the organism in Eukaryota, Metazoa, Arthropoda, Insecta, Lepidoptera, Lycaenidae. The coding region runs from base 188 to 1300 and encodes 370 amino acids. The record is from RefSeq and is a predicted model, not a curated record. Gene Ontology annotation, molecular function: threonine-type endopeptidase activity. Gene Ontology annotation, biological process: protein maturation.